This is a messenger RNA of Penicillium olsonii, 3750 nucleotides long. The record is from the annotation of a GenBank genome assembly. Lineage: Eukaryota; Fungi; Ascomycota; Eurotiomycetes; Eurotiales; Aspergillaceae.
AUGGCGCCCGCAGCCACCGACACGCAGUGGUCGGUCGACUACGACACCCUGCGACGUGAGAAUCUGUUCCAAAACCCUCCCACGGAUCACACGGCCUACCCUUCGCUGGCCGAGUCUAUCAAGCCGCAUAUCGAUUCUUUCAAUGCUCUCUUCGAAGACAGCAAAAUUUUGGAGGCAGGAUUGAGGGAUAUCGGCACCAAGACCUUCCUCGACGGCGAGCUCGAGACCUUUGAGCAGAAGAAGGCUCGCCAAGCCGAAGGUCUCCGUCAACCGAAGAGGAACCGCUUGAACGUCCGCGUUCGUGAAAUCUUCCUCGAGAAGCCGACUUUGCCCACCACAAACAAGUACACCACCCGCAACCGUGAAAUUUAUCCUUCUGAAUGUCGAGAGCGCCAUGCGACAUACCGUGGAAAGCUUCGCGCUCGUCUCGAGUUCCAGGUUAACAAUGGAGAUUGGCAAGAGUCCGUCCGCGAGCUUGGUAAUGUCCCAAUCAUGGUGCGCACCAACAGGUGUCAUCUUGAGAAGGCGACCCCGGAAGAACUUGUGCGACACAAGGAAGAGUCCGAGGAACUGGGUGGUUUCUACAUUGUGAACGGUAACGAGAAGCUGAUCCGUAUGCUGAUCGUCGGCAAGCGGAAUUUCCCCAUGUCUAUCAUUCGUGGUUCGUUUGUGAAGCGUGGACAGACAUACACCAAGUUCGGUGUGCAAAUACGUUCCGUCCGUCCCGAUCAAACAUCGCAGACCAAUGUACUGCACUACCUUUCCGAUGGAAACGUCACUUUCCGAUUCUCGUGGCGCAAGAACGAAUAUCUCAUCCCCGUCAUGAUGAUUCUCAAGGCUCUCGCCGAGACCAACGAUCGCGAAAUCUUCGAGGCCAUCGUCGGUGGAGCAUCCUCAAAGGGCAUGAAGAACACCUUCGUUACAGACCGUGUCGAGCUUCUGUUGAGAACCUACCACGCCUACCAGAAGCACAGCCAGUACGACUGCCGAUCUCACCUGGGCAAGGCCUUCCGACCCGUGCUCGGUGUUCCCGCUGACAUGCCCGACGAGGAGGUCGGUACUGAGUUCCUCCGCAAGGUCGUUCUCCCCCAUCUUGGAAACGAGAACGUCACCGAGACCCAAGACUGGGACAAGUUCAAGUUGAUCACCUUCAUGAUCCGCAAGCUGUACUCCACAGUCGCAGGAGACUGUGCGCCCGAUAACCCCGAUGCCGUCUCCAACCAGGAAAUCCUGCUCGGUGGUUUCCUGUACGGAAUGAUUCUUAAGGAACGUAUCGAAGAAUGGCUUCGAUCUUUUGGCCCUCUCGCCAGAGACUGGUGCAUCCGUAACAAUGGUGCCAAAUUCACCGAUGAGGCAUUUGAUCGGGACUUCUUGCCCAGGAUCGUGAAGAGAUCGAACGAAAACAUCGGUAACGCACUUGAAUACUUCCUCUCUACCGGUAACCUGGUCAGUCCCACGGGUCUUGAUUUGCAGCAGACAUCUGGCUACACUGUCAUCGCCGAAAAGAUCAACUUCUACCGAUUCAUCAGUCACUUCCGCAUGAUUCACCGUGGUAGUUUCUUCGCCCAGCUCAAGACCACCACGGUCCGUAAGCUGCUUCCAGAGAGUUGGGGCUUCCUCUGCCCUGUCCACACUCCUGAUGGAUCGCCUUGCGGUCUUCUCAACCACUUGUCGCACAAGUGUCUGAUCUCUACGGAUAACUUGGAUGUCUCUCACCUGCCUCGCAUUUUGGUUCAGCUUGGUGUCCGGUCCGAAUCCUCUGUCGCACUCGACGAGAGUGUGGUUGUCCAGCUGGAUGGUAGAAUUAUCGGUUACUGCUCACCGAAGCAGGCACAGAGAAUUGCCGACACCAUCCGUUUCUGGAAGGUCGAGGGCAAGAACGAUAUCCCUCGCGAGUUGGAAGUCGGAUACGUCCCCAACUCCAGCGGUGGUCAAUACCCCGGUGUCUACAUGUUCUCCCAAUCAGCGAGAAUGUACCGCCCUGUCAAGUAUUUGGCGUCUGAUAAGCUCGACUACGUUGGUCCGUUUGAGCAGCCCUUCAUGGAGAUUGCUUGCUUGGAGUCCGACCUGAUCCCCGGUCUUUCGACACACAUCGAGUUCACCCCCACGAACAUCCUCUCCAUCGUCGCCAACAUGACUCCCUUCUCCGACUACAACCAAUCUCCACGUAACAUGUACCAGUGCCAGAUGAGCAAGCAGACCAUGGGUACUCCGGGUACUUCGAUUGCUUUCCGUACGGACAACAAGCUGUACCGCAUUCAAACUGGUCAAACACCAAUUGUUCGCCCCCCUCUCUACAACGCCUACGGUCUGGACAACUUCCCCAACGGUAUGAAUGCCGUGGUGGCCAUUAUCUCCUACACUGGUUACGACAUGGACGACGCUAUGAUUAUCAACAAGUCAGCUCACGAACGUGGCUUCGGUCACGGUACCGUCUACAAGACCAAGGUCCACACCAUGGCAGAGAAUGACGCCAAGCGCUCAAGAUCCAAGCGUGAGGUUACCAAGCUGUUUGGAUUUGCCCCCGGUGACGAGGUCAAGGACGAAGUCCGCAACGUCAUCGAUGAGGACGGAAUGCCGCACAUUGGUGCGCGCGUCAAGGAGGGUGACAAGAUUGCCGCCUGGCACAAUGUCCGCUUCGAUCCCGCUUCAGACUCCUUCGUCAACGUCGACGGCAUCACUCACUACAUGAAGUACAAGGAUGCCGAGGAAGGCUACAUUGAAAGCCUCCGCAUCAUGGGCUCAGAGAACGGAAACGAGCCUGCCCAAUCCAUCAGUGUCAAGUACCGCAUUCCCCGAAAGCCCGUCAUUGGUGAUAAGUUCUCUUCUCGUCACGGUCAAAAGGGUGUCUUGUCCCAGCUUUGGCCUGCGACUGAUAUGCCCUUCUCUGAGAGUGGCAUGCAGCCUGAUCUGAUCAUCAACCCUCACGCUUUCCCCUCUCGUAUGACAAUCGCCCAGAUGAUUGAGUCCAUGGCCGGCAAGGCAGGUGCCAUGCACGGUCUCCCUCAGGACUCUACUCCCUUCCAGUUCUCCGAAGAGAACACUGCCACCGACUACUUUGGUGAACAGCUUAAGAAGGCAGGAUACAACUACUACGGUAACGAGCCCCUGUACUCGGGUAUCACCGGCCGCGAGUUCUCUGCAGACAUCUACAUGGGUCUUGUCUACUACCAGCGUCUCCGUCACAUGGUGAACGACAAGUUCCAAGUGCGUACCACCGGUCCCGUCAACGCCCUGACCGGACAGCCCGUCAAGGGUCGUGCCAAGGGUGGUGGUAUCCGUGUCGGAGAGAUGGAGCGUGACUCCCUGAUUGCCCACGGUGCCGCCUUCCUCCUGCAGGAUCGUCUCAUGAACUGUUCCGACGCCCAGCACACCUGGAUCUGCCGCUGCUGUGGCUCCUUCCUGUCUACCCAGGUUGCUGUUUCGGGAUCAUCCCGUUCCCGCGCGGCCGUCAACCCCGGCGCCAUUGCGGCUGCUGCUAAGGCUGCUCCUAACCAGCAGAGUAACAAUGCUCAUGCUGCUGGUGCGGUUGGUGCUCUUGGUGGUGUGAACGGUAUUGUGCGUUGUCGUCGUUGUGCCCGUGAGGCUGUCUUUGACGACUCUCGUGCUGAGGUUUGGGAGGACGGCAAUGGCCACCGCUACGUUGGUGGUGACGAUGUUACCAUUGUUGCUGUGCCCGGUGUCCUCCGCUACCUCGAUGUUGAGCUGGCCGCCAUGGGUAUUCGCAUGAAGUUCUGGGUGGAUAACUGA